CUAGCUUCCUCCCAGCCCCGCGCCGAUUUGUCGCGCUACGAAUUGCGUGGCGCUGGUAACAUUUCUCUGUCAUUUCUGCUGCCGUACUUGUCACUCAUAGCAGCGCAGAGUAGACAGCGACAGCCCAAAAGCCUCUCACAAACCAUGGAGUUUUUCAGCGGCUCUGCGGCCGACAUGCUCAAAAAGUACGGCCAGGCCGUCCCGGAGCAGCAGCCCCUGUCUUCCUUAGAAGAGGCGCAAGCCGCCAAGGCCAAAUUGGAGGCCGAGAAGGAGCCGGAAGCUCACUUCCACGACGGCCACGCCUGCACCGCGGACCACUCGAGCGAGCACUCGCACGACAAGGCGAGCGCCCACGCCCACGAGCACGACGGCCACGCGUGCACCGAGGACCACGACCACGCGCCGCACGCGCACGAGCACGGCCACAAAAAAAGCGCCUGCUCCGAGGACCAUUCGCACGACGGCGGGCACGCACACGACGGCGGCCACUCGCACGACGGCGGCCACGAGGAGAAGCACGCCGCGGCAAAGGACUUCCUGCGGGCGCAGAUCGCCAAGUACGAGGCGUCGCAGAAGGGCAAGGACGACCACGACCAUGAGUGCUCGCACUCGCACGACGGCCACGAGCACUCCCAUUCACAUGAAGAGCACCCCGUCGCCACGGCCCUGAAGGCCGGCCUCGACGCGUCGCGCGUCGAGGUCACGGCCGAGGGCUCGGGCUGCGGCCAGAAGCUCCAGAUUUUGGUCGUGGCCAAGGACUUCGAGGGCCUGACGAUGAUCAAGCAGCACCGCCUCGUGAACACGGUCGCGAAGGACGAGCUCGCGAAGGUCCACGCGUUCAACGUGAAGACGUACUCGCCCGCGAAGUGGGCCGCGAGGAGUAAGUAGAUGCGGUAGUUCUUA
This is a messenger RNA of Pelagomonas calceolata, 903 nucleotides long. The record is from the annotation of a GenBank genome assembly. Lineage: Eukaryota; Pelagophyceae; Pelagomonadales; Pelagomonadaceae.